This is a messenger RNA of Penicillium cataractarum, 2283 nucleotides long. RefSeq lists its product as uncharacterized. The transcript is spliced from 3 exons. Lineage: Eukaryota; Fungi; Ascomycota; Eurotiomycetes; Eurotiales; Aspergillaceae. Gene Ontology annotation, molecular function: protein binding; protein-macromolecule adaptor activity. Gene Ontology annotation, biological process: proteasome-mediated ubiquitin-dependent protein catabolic process. The record is from RefSeq and is a predicted model, not a curated record. Gene Ontology annotation, cellular component: nucleus. The coding region runs from base 1 to 2283 and encodes 760 amino acids.
AUGCGCGCAACACGACCAGACCCGCUCCUCCCAUCUUACCCCCUUGGGCCGAAUCUUUUCACACCCAAUGUAUCCCGCCACAGGCCCUCUCCUCUCUUUGGGUUGAUCGAGCACACAAUGGACCGUUUUUCUGGUCUUCCUGAACCACCCCGAUCAGAGCCUAUCUUUCCUCACUCGUCCCAAGAGAUACCUUCCUCCCCACCUUCUGUCGCAUCCGAAGCGGGUGGUGGGCGCCGACAGAGAAAGCCGCCUACGGUCACGCCUCGAUCCUUCCGACGCUUUUUUACCCCACGAUCCCUAUUGAACAGCGGAAAUAAUGCUAGCAACGUGAAGACAAGCCGUCAGGCCCUCCGGGCGCUGACCUCGCCAGCUGUCAAUCGCCUCGGUCCCGCUUUUACCAGAUCAUCGAAGACCGGCGGUGCGCAAAGCCCUAACCAUGGUCUGCCGGAAGAUUUCCCUCGCACUCCAAGCAGAAAGAGGAAGCACUCGUUCUCUUCGGCGGCAUCCCCGUUGCAAUCUUCUCCAUUGAAGAAAGUCCGUGUGCGGUCUCCCGUGGGAGAUGAAAGAGCCGUCGUUCGAGAUAUCGAUGUGACCGCUGUGAUCGCGAGGGGCCGCAACACCCAAACAGUGCCGACUAGUCCUCCCAAACGCCGUCCAGUUUCUCCAAUCAGCCGAUCCCGCGUAUUGCAAACCUCUGGUUCAUUCUUCAUGCGAACUCUUGAGGGUUCGCGUGCGAACAGGCUGACUAUCCGAUCGACUGCAGGGGCUGGGUGGCAAGAUCUUACAUCCGACUUUCACUCGCGACCAGAAGACCGUCAUUCAUGUACGAGCUAUGCCAAUGAUGGACAAUUAGCACUUCCCUUUUGCAAUGCUUCCUGCAACACAAAUUCACUAGUUGCCGUUGGCGAUGAAGAGGGCGGUAUUCGUCUGUUAGAUUCCUCCAAAGAGGACGAGCGAGGAUUCUCUAGCGCAUAUCUAGGUUUCCGCCCGCAUAUGAAUUCGAUCAUGGAUCUCGAAUUCUCCUCCGAUGACCUACUACUGGCCACCGCCUCUGGAGAUCAGACCUCCUUGAUUAUCGACAUGACUACUCAGCGACCCAUCCACUGUUUGCAGAACCAUGUGUCCUCGGUGAAGCGAGUCCAGUUCCAACCCGCUUCUAACAACAAGGUUCUCGCAACAUGCAGCCGUGACGGAAAUGUGAAUAUUUGGGACCUUCGAUGCAAGGGAUUUGAGCGCCCAUCACUGCAGGUUCGCUGCUCACUAGAGUCCGAAACGGAAUCCUCCAAUGCUUCAGCAGCUCCCAAGAUGACGUAUCCUCAUGUUCUCAAUACCAUUCACGGCGCCCACGCAUACAGUACACCGCAAAAGCCUGCUCUGGAUAAAUCAGAAGCUCCUCCAUUCGGUCGAACUGAUAUUACCGUCACUUCACUGGCUUUUCUUCCCCCUGGUCAGGAAAAUCUGUUCGUCACGGCAUCCGAGGCUAGCGCCAGCGUCCGACUUUGGGAUUUACGGACAGCGCAUAAUAACCGCCGUGGCCGACCCGUUCUUCCGUUGUCCACCACACGCGAGCCCGACAGUCACAUCAAGUAUCGGCGAUUUGGCCUAACAUCGAUGGCCUUCGGUGGGGAUGGUGCAAGGCUAUACACCCUUUGUCGAGAUGGAACCGUGUACACAUACUCGACCUCCCACUUGGUGCUUGGGCACGCACCUGAGCUCUCCCUCAACCAUGCUCAUCCCCGACGAUCGGGUGGCUCUGACAAAGAAGGAUUGGGUCCCCUUUAUGGAUUCCGCCACUCGCGACUUCAAGUUUCCACUUUCUACGUUAAGCUCGCGGUGCGCAAAGCCUCCGAUGACCGUGCAGAGAUGUUGGCAGUUGGUAGCAGCGAUCACUGUCCGAUUCUAUUUCCUACCGAUGAGCGAUUCCUGCAGUCGCCUGUGAAGACCUAUUCAAAUGAUCUGCCCCCUACCCGAACCUCUCUCUUUACAACUCGAUCCGGUCUCCGUCGCACCAAUUCCGGUAUGGGUCUGUCUGGAAGACUCGAAGAUACUAUCCCGAUCUACGAAUCUGGCACGCCUCUCGUCGAGGGGCACCAGAAGGAAGUCACCGGCCUUUCCUGGACGGUCAAUGGGGAGCUGAUUACCGUUGGCGAUGACUACCUCGCCCGAUGCUGGCGCGAAGGGCCCGAAGCUCGUGAGCUUCGAACCCAGGGCCAAAAGGAUGGUCGAGACUGGCAGUGCGGAUGGGCUGCCACGACAGAUUCCUAUGAUGAUGAAGACGAAUGA